Molecule: messenger RNA, 4180 nt
Organism: Haliotis rufescens (red abalone)
Lineage: Eukaryota; Metazoa; Mollusca; Gastropoda; Lepetellida; Haliotidae
Product: rab9 effector protein with kelch motifs-like
Exons: 4
Coding region: 2055-3320 (421 amino acids)
Molecular function (GO): protein binding
Source: RefSeq, a predicted model, not a curated record
AUGGGAUGGUUGUUUGUCAAUAUAGCUCAAUGGUGGGCAUUGUGUCAGUACAUGGUUUUCAGCCGGUAGAAACACUGGAUGUGUCUCGCCGCUUGCUUGACAUGCAUAUUAUCUGGAUAAAACAGGUUGUUACUGGGGUCAGCGACAGGGAAUAGACACCUAGAUUUGCUAUUCAAGUUCUGCAUCUAUGCUUCCCUCUGUUACACUCCAGUGAUGAAGCUUUUUGGAACAGCUCUCACCGCUGUCAUUCGUUGUUCAUCUCCGAGAAAAACGCUGUUGACGAAAAUGGCACAUGCUCCAGACAUGUUGUUUGGAAAGCUCUGAAGCUGAUUGAGUGCUCUGUUGAGGCUUGGAGGGAAGCCAUACCGAUCGACAAAUCCAUCUCCAAAGUAUUUUCCGCUAGAUGGCUACUGGUAGCCACAUGAUUUCUGUGCUCAAUGAACAAGUCGCCACCAUUCCAAGAAUCAGCCUACUUUGUGCACCAGCGCUACGAGGACACUGCCCACGUUGUCUUCCAACAGCUUCAGAAGAAGAAGAAGGACGUGGUACGAGGGAAACAGACACAACCUGACGAUGCCAGUGCUGGAGUUGAAGUGUCUCACUAUGGUAACGUGGGCGUGAUAGCACGCAAGGAAGCCACUGAACGAUUCGCUGCAUUAAGGCAGGCUGAGAAAGAGGAGAAGAAAGCAGAGAAGAGGUCAAAGAACAAAGACUCCACCCCAAAGAAAGGUGAUAAAGGCUCGAAAGGACCAGCUGUGACUGAAAAGUACACUCCGUUAUCGAGUCCAGGGCAGACACCUCGAGAUUUGCAAAGUGAUCACUCUCCGUACAGUCGCAGAGAGACCAGCCUCAGAUCCAACAAUAGUACACCAUUUCAGAGCCCCCAAAGUGCACAGCUGUCUUUUAGAACUGAACUUGAAUUUAAAGAGGUUCCACUGAGUCCUAAAGAAAGGCUAAACAGUCCUAAGGUAACGCCAAACAGUCCAGUAGUAACUUUGAAGAGUACUAGGGAGACUCUGAACAGUCCUAGAAGGACUUUGAGUAGCCCUAAAGAUUCAUUGAAUAGUUCUGGGCAGACAUUUAAAAUUCCUAAAGAGGCAGUGAAUAGUCCCAAGGAGCCUGUGAAUAACCCUAAGGAAGCGCAAAGCAAGCCUAGAGAAACACCGAAUCAUCCAGUAGAAACACUGAAUAGUACUAGAGUGACCUUAAAUAAGCCUAAAUCUUCACUGAAUAGCCCUAAUGAAUCAUUGAAUAGCCCUAAUGAAUCAUUGAAAAGUCCUAAUGAAUCAUCGAAUAGUCCUAAUGAAUCAUUGAAUAGCCCAAAUGAUUCACUGAAUAGUCCUAGAGGUUCACUGAAUAGUCCUAAAGAGCCCUUACAUAGUCCAAGAGAUGUUUUGAGUAGCUUCAGUUCUGUGGAAACUCAGGAGAACAGCAUUGGCAUAGAGGAGGAAUCUCUACCAUAUAGCCCCAAGGAAGUCAGCUUCAACUCAGAACAAGAAUUUGUACCGCUGAGUCCCAACGGGAGGGAUCUAAGUUCGGAAGAAGAGAAAUCGCAGGUCCUGGACGACAGUGACAGUGUUGUUGACUUUGGUCACUAUGGUAACACAGGAGUGGUAGCCACAAAACAGGCGGCUUCCCGAGUAACAUCGAUCAGGCGGAUAGAAGAGAAAGCUGUACAGAGUAAAGUCUGUAGGAUUAUGUAACAUCAGUCGGAUAGUAAUGCCAUUUGUGCCAACCUCGUAGUAGAAGUCUAUGAAGGAUUUGUACCUGGUUGUGGAAUCAUAGCUUGUGAAUAGUGUAGAUGCUGGUGAUAAUUUUGGAGAUUUUAGGAGUGCUUCCAGUGAAGGUGAUUUCACACUCGGAUUAAAUAGGUUUCUGCUUCACAUUCAUACCAAAUUGAAUCAACGAACUUCGUCUUGCAAGAGUCAGUUUAUUGACUCAAAAAUAAGUAAUCACCCUGAAAAUCAGCCUGCAUUUGUAGUGUUACAUACUGGUUUCAACAGAAUUAAUAAGUCUUGGAACUGGUGUUUGUGAUUCUGUGUUCUCAGUCCAAUAUGGAGCUUCAUCCUAUGUUAGACACUGAGACAGGUGCCAACCCCGGCUUGUGGUAUGUGCUGGCGACGUCCGGCGAGAGUCCCACCAUGAGGGUAGGACACACAUGUACAUACGUUAAAGGGAAGGAGGAUGCUGGGAAGGAGGAUGCUGGGAAGGUGCAUGUCAUUGGUGGCGCGAACCCGAGCGGGAUGUUCGGGGACACAUACGUUCUGGAUCUCAAUACGCUGCAGUGGGAUACCAUCGACUCCACGGGGCUCCGAGCCAGGUAUGAACACGUAGCGUUCUGUGCAGAUAGUCAACCUGGAAAAAUCUUUAUUUUCGGAGGUGCUGAUCAGAGUGGGAAUAUGAACGAGGUCCAGUGCCUGGAUACAGCCGACAACAUGUGGAGCACCGUGGCAGUGUCCGGGACGGCACCUGCACCCAGAACCUUUCACACAACGGCUGUUGUCAAGGACAAGCUUAUUGUGUACAGUGGCGGCCAUAGUGGGGCGGAUCCAGUCGGAGAUCGACAAGUCCACAGCUUCGAUGUUGCUACUUCCACAUGGUCUGUACUGAGCCUACGUGGUGAUUCACCCAAACCUCGUCAUGGACAUGUCAUGGUUGCUAUUGGCAACAGAGUUUUUGUGCAUGGUGGCAUGGCUGGGUCAUCUUUUCAUGAUGACCUUCAUGUCCUUGACCUUGACAAGAAUGCCUGGAGUAAUGUGAAACGUAAGAAGAUGUGUCCAUCUGCUAGAGCAGGUCACGGAGGUGUGGCAGACGGCACAGAUCUCUACAUCUUUGGAGGGAUGAACAGGGAUGGUGCUCUCGAUGAUACAUACAAGCUUGAUACAGUGUCAAUGACGUGGACAAAAGUGGAGCUUCAGGGCCCUCCGCCGCCAAGUCGUCUGGACUUCGGCAUGUGUGUCAUCAACCUCUUCCGAUCACAAAACCCCAACCAACAGCUGAGCACCGACAUCGCAGCAACGUCAAGACAGGCCCAGGAUGUUCUAGACACCGAACUGAAACCGGGAAGUGCCAGCUCCCGGGACUCCAGGCAAGACAAUGCUCCAGACCUAGCCAGCAUUGGAGCCGACCUUGAAUUAGCUGGAGCAGAGAGUCUAGACGCACUGGGAGCGAAGUCUAAGGGAGAUAACUCUGAAGACCUAGAACAGCAAGCACCUGCAGCUGACAAGAAGAAACUCACCCUGUGUCUGGUGAAUGGUGGGAUGGACACUGAAGGAGAGAUAUUUGACGACACUCUCGUCAUUCUGCUACAGGGGUCGUAGUGCUUGACUAGAUUCACUGUUACAAUGUGGUACUCUGUGCGUCUUGCAUGAGGCUAUAAGACCCUGGCUGUCAUGCACUGAUUGCAGCAAGCCCAUAUGACAGCAUUUCAUGUCUACAUCAAGACAUGGCCCACUUGUGACACAAGCGUAGCACACGUUUAUACCAAGGGAAGACACAGAAAGACAAAUGUAUCCUGCCUGGGAACCCAUGUUAUGUUUCAUCCGUAGAGCCAUACCUGUGUGCUUGAUCACACAUUGCUGAUAGCUCCCAGACAGCUUAGGCUAAAAAACAUAACAGUCUUGGUUCUCAGGCACCACCCGCGUCAUCAUAAAGUCUACCGUAUGUUUUGUUUUUAUAUCCAUUUUAAAAAAAAUCUAAAAAUCCUUAUACUUAAACACAAUGCACCAAAAAAAAUUGAAAAAUGGAAACAAAAACGAAACGUACGAUGAACUUUAUGAUGAUGUGGGCAGUGCCUGAGAACCAAGACUUAUGUUUUUUUUAGCCUUAUAAUUGUGAAACAUAGGGGGAUCCAGAGGAGGACCCCCCAUUUUGAAAACCAAAUGUAGUAUGUUGUUGACAACAACCCUCGGAGGGAGAGAGUAUUUUGAUAUUUUUGGGACCCCUCCUUUUACAGAAUGCUGGAUCUGCCCUUGUUUGAGACAAGCAGUUGCGAAUGUCCAAAAGGAUGGUGGCGUUGGGGUAUACAUUAGAAUGUGUUUCCUCCACGGAUCAUGUACCGUAUUCGACCAAUAAAGCUCCCAGGGCGCUUAAAAUAAAGACAGAAGGGGUGGGCGCUUAUUGGGACCAAUUCAGAGUCAAAUUGGCGUAAAUUCAUCAGUAAGCCUUAAGUCACAAAUAU